AUGAGUGUCAAAGAGGGUGUGAAAAUUAAGAAUUAUCAAUUUGUGGCACCGGACGGAGGUUGGGGUUAUGUUAUUUGGAUUGCGGUCAUAAUUAACUUGAUAGCCACCUCAUCAUUCGUAGGAUGUUUCGGAAUAAUAUUCAAGGACCUGUUUAUCCAAUUAGAAAUGGGAUCGACAAGCGUAACUUUGUUGAAUGGUGUGACCGCCAUGUGUGUAGCAAUUUCUGGGUUCGUGACCGGACCGUUGCUAAAAUUUAUAAGUAUGAGGCAACUUGGACUGCUUGCUGUUAUUGUAUUUAAUUUAGGCUCUAUUGGACUCGUCUUUGUUAAUUCCAUACCAGUUUUCUUCCUUUGCCAAGGUAUUUUUCAGAGUCUUGGAGUUGGUGCCCUUUAUAAUAUAUCGUUUUCAAUAAUAAACGAUUAUUUUGUGAAACGUCGAUUAUUGACGAUAAGUUUGGUACAAAGCGUUGCAGCUUCUGUGGCAUUAUUCUCACCUCAGCUGGUUAACAUUAUCAUAGAAAAUUAUGGCUUUCGAGGGACAUUAUUUUUUUUAGCGGCUAUUAAUAUGCAUACGUUUGUUUCUGUGAUACUAAUGCAACCAGUGGACUGGCAUUUAAAAAGAGUCGAAGUGCAAAACUUGGAAGAAAACGAAACCAUAUUACUCAUGGUUGAAAAUAAAAGUAGUCCGGAUGAACACAUAGUGAAAUUGUCUGAUAAAGAAAUAGAAAGCAAUAAGUACACAGGGAAGAAUGGGGAAAAAGAUUUAGAAUUAGAUUCAGAACGAGUAGAGAAAAGAACUAUUAAGGAAAUAAUUUUUGAAGCUGUCGAUUUAUCCCUUAUGCGAUCGUUUUUACUGACGAACGCCGCUCUAGGCAUGGCACUGUGUUCAUUCGCAGAUCUAACAUUUUCUUUAAUUCUGCCACAAACUUUAUAUGCAAUGAAAUGGUCUGAGAGUGAUGUGGCUUCGGCUAUUUCAUUGAAUAACUUAGGUGAUCUUGUAACCAGAAUAUUGUUCAUAUUCCUUAACUCAUUAUUAUCGAGGUUUGAAACUCAAUAUAUUUACAUCGUUGGAUUAUUCGUGGCCGUUAUAGGGCGAAUAGGUAUGCUGGGGUCAGAAAACUUUACAGUGAUUCUCAGUUUCCUGACGGUUUUGGGUUCGGCUCGAUGCAUUAUUUUCAUGCUGAUGCCUUUGGUGAUAGCAGAGGCUGUGCAACCUGAACAGUUCACAUCAGCCAUGGGCAUAUUCAUGAUGGUGUAUGGGUUAAUUAAUUUACUUUUGGGACCGGUAAUAGGUGCCGUUCGUGAUUUGACCGACAGUUAUCCGACUGCCAUUUAUAUACUAACAUCUUGUUUUGCAAUUGUAAUUAUAUUCUGGAUCGUUGAGAUAUGCUACAAGAAGAACAAGCAUAAAAGAAAGGCACGCACCUUCACUGCUGAGAAGCGG
Molecule: messenger RNA, 1443 nt
Organism: Iphiclides podalirius (scarce swallowtail)
Lineage: Eukaryota; Metazoa; Arthropoda; Insecta; Lepidoptera; Papilionidae
Source: the annotation of a GenBank genome assembly